Molecule: messenger RNA, 503 nt
Organism: Papilio polytes (common Mormon)
Lineage: Eukaryota; Metazoa; Arthropoda; Insecta; Lepidoptera; Papilionidae
Gene: Burs
Product: bursicon
Exons: 4
Coding region: 1-468 (155 amino acids)
Biological process (GO): animal organ morphogenesis
Molecular function (GO): receptor ligand activity; BMP binding
Source: RefSeq, a predicted model, not a curated record
AUGAUUACUUCUACUUGUCUUCGUUUAAGUGUAGUUAUUCUUUUGAGCGUUAUAAUAAAGGAAAAAACAGUAAAAACACAAGAGGUUCAUCUGCCACCAGGGCACGAAUGUAAGAUGACUCCAGUUAUUCAUGUCCUGCAACACGCUGGUUGUGUUCCCAAACCUAUACCAUCUUACGCUUGCAUUGGCAAAUGUACGAGUUAUGUGCAGGUAUCCGGUAGCAAGAUUUGGCAAAUGGAGCGAUCGUGUAAUUGCUGUCAGGAAUCAGGAGAAAGGGAAGCCACUGUGGUUUUAUUCUGUCCCAAGGCUAAAAGCGAAGAAAAAAGGUUCAGAAAGGUGACUACGAAAGCUCCGUUGGAAUGUAUGUGUCGUCCAUGCGGUACCAUUGAUGAAAGUUCCAUUAUACCACAAGAAAUUGCUGGAUACUCUGAUGAAAGUCUUCAAAACCAUUUUAGAAAAUCGUAUUAAAUUUUAUUAAAGCUGGUUAAAUGUAUUCUGCCCUU